AUGCCGUCGCUGAAGGACCUCAAUUGUAGCAUUGAACUAUCGCAAACCCAGCACGCUUUACCAGAGUACGGUACCACCUACGGCGAUGGAUUUGUAGAGACAUUUGUGCCUGUACCCAACCAGCCGCAGUCUUUCUCAAUUCAUCUCACAUCCAACACAUUAAUCGCGCCGGGCAUCGCCAUCUUUGUCUACGUCGACGGCGUCUAUCAGUGCAAUCGCAACAGGCAAGACAUCAAGCCCCGAAAACCGUCGGACAGUCGCUCUUUGGUGGACUUUAGGGUGCGUCAAAAAGAGGAGAGACAGAAGGAUGGGUCUAUGAUUGCGCGAGAAUGGACUUUUGAUAAUUUGGAUAUUGCGUCUGUGGAUGAUGCGUCGAACCUCAACUCACCGGACACUAUUGACAACAUAGGAUGUAUCGAAGUCGUGGUGCUGCGAUGUGCUGGCAGUCGAGAUGCAAAAUCUGCUUCGGCAAUCAACUUGGACGGUGCUGGUGACUGGCCUGACCAUCGUUUUAGCUUGAAAGACUCAACAAGCAGCCACAAUCGAUCCAUGUACGAUGACCGCGGACCGUUUUUCAAUAGCUCCCGCAAUAUCUCUGGUCCGCCAGCACCUUGGUCGUCCUAUCGCGCACCGUACGCCGAAACACUGCAGAGCCUCGAGAGCUCCAAGACACAGAUUCAACAUAACACUCUUCCCGUACGGCAUAAGUCUUCUAGAGUAUCUGUCAGACGUCAGUCGAAGUCCGGCUCCCGGUACUCAGAAGUGGUCAGCCCGCGCACACGACGCUUAGAAAGCCUUCCCUCUUCGGGCUUCCAAUACGGCAGUGGACCUAUCCCACCUGAUAGAAAACUUGCUCGUCGUGACACUAAUAAGGUUACAACUCCGGAAACAAGUGGUGUCAAUCCUGCGUGGCUGGAAACCGUAUUGAAGGCGGCAGUCAAACAGGGUGUAGAGGAGUCACGGCAGGCAGAAGCCCAGUCUGCACGGUGUGACAGAAAUUCAGACCACACAUUACAGAAAGAAGACAAAACAAGUCAGGCCCCUGGCGCAUGGCCAGAAUCUCCACGCACUGCGCCUGUGCAUGUACCUCAUUCCUUCAAGGCGUCACCAUCCCAACGCAAUCAGCGCAGUGACCGCGCAUCAGAUUGGGUUCAGUCACAAAGUGGGUGGGGCCAGCUUGAGACAAGGAGCAAAACGGGAGCCCACACAAAUCAGAGCGAAGAGCAUUUGUGGGAGACAGAAACCUCCGAGUAUGUCAAUGAGUGGCGUUCCUACGAAGAAACACCGUCAGAUUCUUGGGAUACUGAUGAAACUUGGGAGACGAACAGAGGAGGUGAAAUUUCAUUGGAACGCAUAAGAUGGGCAGCGAGUGUUUCACCCUCGUACUCUACAAGUUCGUCCAGCAGCUCAGAUAACACGAUACAGCCGUCACAUUCUCGAAGCCAUAUAAAGUCUCCGCGAAAGAGAUCAAACAGUCGUGCUCUUUCCUCGAAGUCCACGCGAUCUUAUCAUGACCCAGAUUCUUCUCGGUAUCCGCUUUGCGCGGAAAACUUGAAGCGCAUAGAUUCUGAAGGGAUACAUGCUCCUGCAAUCACGCGAGUGAUACCAGAUGUCCAAAAUCACCCAGAUAUCGCUCUUCCAACGCAUACACAGUCAAGAAGACCAAGCGGGCAUGUUAAUGCGUGUCUUUCUGCAUCAGGAGCUCCAGCUUCGCCUGCAGCCGUAAACAAUACCAGUAACAUAUUUCCAGCUCCAUAUGCACCAUCUGCGAAGGGAUAUGCAUGGGACGCUAUUGGUGCCGGCGAAAAGGAUCGUAAUUCCACAGCUUCAUCUACUUGGGGUAGCAACAGAGUGCAUUCCUGGGCCAUUGCCACGUCUCCAGGUUCCACCUGGGAAACCGAAAAACCCAAGAACUAUGACAAGACCGACUGGUACUCAACUUCCGAUGACGAUGAUGGGAAUAUCAAAUGGACCACUCCACCUGCUGAUCGUAAAAACCCAGAACCUAUAGGAUGGCAGGAUAUUAUCAAGCCGACCUCGCCAUCCGAUACAAAGAAAUCGAAAUCGAAAUCGAAACCUACGAAAAAGGACUCAUUAGCACUCCAAGAGCUAAAAAGUGUCCUCGAAAUGAGUUUAGGCAAGGAAAAGAAAGGUGACAGGGUGAAGGGGAACAAUGAAUCACAGCCUGCUAUUCAGGAAGAGAAAGACCAGAAGGACAAGAAAAACAAGUCAUCUGGCCGUAACCCUACUUCUCAUCGUGACAAGAGUUCAAAAUCCCCUACCAGGUCCCGAGUUCAGCCUCCGAAACCCCACUGGUGUUUUCCUCCGCCACCUCCACCUGCAUCCCUCUUGCCUUCUCCUUCGCAAUCCGCCAUCACAGCCGCCGCAGGCUCUAAAAAGAGACCAAAGCACGUCGUCCGAACUAGCACACCCAUUCCCUACGGUCAUGCCAUAGCGAGACCAGAGUACGUGGAUAGCCUGGAGAAGCCAUAUGCAGUGUUUCGAUUCAAAUACCGGAGUUUGGAUGCAUUGAAGAAAUUGGGGGUUAUUAUGUAA
Messenger RNA from Bipolaris maydis ATCC 48331, 2556 nucleotides. RefSeq lists its product as uncharacterized. NCBI's taxonomy places the organism in Eukaryota, Fungi, Ascomycota, Dothideomycetes, Pleosporales, Pleosporaceae. The record is from RefSeq and is a predicted model, not a curated record.